GGCGUAAACAGCGCGGCGGCGACAGCUUGGGAACGGCCCGGCGGCCGGGAACGGCCACCGGCCCCCUCGCUCGUUCCCCGGCCGGGCGGGCUGCCCCGGGGCCGGCCGGCCUCCCCGCCUGGUGCCGGGCGGGAGGGACGGAGGAGCCGCUGGGGAGAGGCCGGUGCUCCUUAGCGCGGCGGCCCCCCGCGGGGUUGAUGCCGCAGCCCCCCGCCCGCUGAGGGGCUGCGGGCAGCGGCCGGGGAGCUCUCGGACGGGGGUUGGCGGCCUCGGCGCGGCUGAACCGGCGGCGGCUGAGCCGGCGGAUGCCGAGCGGCGGCGGGGGCCGGCGGUGAAGAUGGCGACCCCGGGGAUGAGCUGGCAGCAGCAGCACGGCUACGGCGGCGGCUCCGCGCCCGGAGCGGGGAAAUUCGGCUCCGGUUCUGCCCCGCCGGGACUGGGAGCCGAGCACAGCCCGGACCUACACUUCAAAAUGAGCAAGAAGAUCGCCCAGCUCACCAAGGUAAUAUAUGCUUUGAACACUAAAAAUGAUGAACAUGAAGCUGCUAUCCAAGCCCUUAAGGAUGCCCAUGAAGAAGAAAUUCAACAAAUUCUUGCAGAGACAAGGGAGAAGAUCUUGCAGUAUAAAAGUAAAGUUGCAGAAGAAAUGGAUCUUAAGAGAAAGAUCCAGGUUUUGGAAGAGUCACUGGAGGAUCAUAAAAAAAUGAAACAUCAGGCCUUGACAGAAUUUGAAGCAUAUAAGGAUAGAGUUGAAGACAUGCAGCUUUGUGCAGAAGCCCAGCAUGUCCAACGUGUAGUGACCAUGUCAAGAGAAGUAGAAGAGAUUAGAAAGAAAUUUGAGGAAAGGCUACGAAGUUUCAUACAGUUGCAAGUGCAGUAUGAAAAGGACAAGCGUUCAGCUCUGGAAGACUUGCGAGCUGCACAUAGACUUGAGAUUCAAGAACUUCUGAAGACUCAACAGAGUCAGAAUGCAACCUUGAGUAAGGGACAAGAAAAGCUAGAGGAACUGCACAGACUGGAGCUUGAAGACUUGAAUAAUAAAGUUGAGGAACUGAGACUGGAAAGGAAAAAGCUCAUUGAGGACUAUGAAGGUAAACUUAGCAAAGCGCAAUCCUUCUAUGAACAUGAACUUGAUUCAUUGAAAAGAUCCCAGCUUUUUACAGCUGAAAGUCUGCAUGCUUGCAAAGAAAAAGAGGUGGAGCUAAGGAAAGAGUUUCAGAACCAAGAAAGUAUUUUACGGAAGAAUCUGGGAAAACUUAAAACUGAAUUGCAAAUGGUGCAGGAUGAAGCAGCCAGUCUACGGGAAAAAUGCCAAAAGCUUCAGGUGGCACUUAGUACAGCAGAAAACAAUGUUCAGGUUCUUCAAAAACAGCUAGAUGACGUGAAGGAGGAGGAGAUGUCAUUGCUAAGCAAACAUAAAGAAGUGGAAAGUGAGCUAGCAGCUGCCAGAGAACGCUUACAACAGCAGGCCACCGAUCUUGUUCUCAAAGCCAGUCACAUUGGAAUGCUUCAAGCUACCCAAAUGACACAAGAAGUUACAAUCAGAGAUUUGGAAUCAGAAAAGUCUAGAUUAAAAGAGAAACUAUCCCAACUGGAAGAGGAAAGAAACUUACUACAAAGCAAAACACAGAGUCUGGAUGAGCGACAAAGGCAGCAGAUUCUGGCUUUGGAGAAGAAAGUAAAUGAAGCAAGGGAGACGCAGCGUGAAUAUUAUGAGAAGGAGUUGGUAAAACUGCAAGCAAGAUUAGAAGGAGAGGCCGCACAGUUGAAAGAGGCGCAUUCAAAAACUUUAGAAGAAUUGGCAUGGAAACACCAUACUGCAAUUGAGGCUGCACACAGCAGCGCUAAUAAGGAUAAGAAAAAACUGCAGAUGGAGUUAGAGCAGCAGUUCGAGAAGGAGAAACUGCAUUUGGAGGAUGACAAGAAUCAGCUUCGACAGCAGCUGGAAAACCUGAGGGAAGAACUGACAACGAAACUGACUUCUGCCAAUCAGGAGGUGUGUCGUCUGCAAGAUCUCGUAAGAAAAAGUGAACAAGGCCUUGGUACUGCAGAAGGACAUAUCUCCAGUCUUCAAGAAGCUCAGGAAAUACUCCAGAAAGAACUAGAGUUAACUAGAGCACGACUGCGAGAGACCACAGAUUCACUGUAUAAUGUUGAGGGAGAACUAGACCAGGAGAGACAACAACAUGAGGUAAUGAUUGCUGCCAUGAGAGAAGAAGAAAAGUUCAAAGUUGACAGAAUGGCUCGUGACUUGGAAAUUAAAUGGACAGAAAAUCUUCGACAGGAAUGUAACAAGCUUCGUGAAGAGCUGAGGCUUCAGCAUGAAGAGGACAAGAAGGCAGCUAUGACUCAAUUAUUGCAGCUUAAAGAACGUGAAAAAAAUGCAGCCAGGGAUGGAUGGCAAAAAAAAGUUGAAGAUCUUUUAGACCAGCGGCACUGUCUCGGUGAAGCUUUGCAUAAAUCUAUCAGCAAUAUCUCCUUGCUCAAGCAGAAUCUGGAGAUGCAGCUUUCCCAGUCACAGAGCUCUUUACAACAGCUGCAAGCCCAGUUCAGUCAAGAGCGUCAGCGGCUGACUCAGGAGAUCCAGGAAUUAGAAGAGGAGCAUCAGCAAAGGCAUAAGUCGCUUCAGGAAGCCCAUAUCCUUGCCUUUCAAAAUAUGGAAGAAACAAAGGAACAAGAACAAAAGGAAUUAGAAGAACGUUUACAACAAAAGCAUUCAGAAGAACUUCAGGCACUGAAAGAAACACACAAACAAGCCAUGGAAGGUUUCAAAUUGGAGAUGGAGCAGGAACUUCAGACUCUGCGAUUUGAACUGGAGGAUGAAGGAAAAGCUAUGUUAGCUUCCUUGCGCUCAGAGCUAAAUCAUCAACAUGCGGCAGCAAUUGACCAACUAAGGCACAACCAUCAGCAGGAACUGGUAGCUGCCAAAAUGGAACUUGAAAGAAGCAUAGAACUUGGCAGACGACAGGAGAAGGAAUUCUUAUGCCGAAUAUCAGAUCUACAAGAUGAACUGAGACAUCGAGACCAUCAUAUAGCUGAACUGGACAAAGAGAUUCUGCAUCUUCAUGACAAUAUAAGUGCAUUGACAAAAGAACUAGAGUUUAAAGGGAAAGAAGUCCUUAGAAUACGCAGUGAAUCUAACCAACAGAUCAGGAUGCAUGAGCAAGAUUUAAGCAAGAAACAUGAGAAAGAGCUGGAUGUCUUGACAGCAGAGCACAUCAGAGAGAAACAAAGCAUGCUGGCAGAUUUUAAUAAGACCCAAGAGCUGCUCAAGGAAAUUAAUUCAGCUUUACAAGUUUCUUUAGAAGAAAUGGAAGAAAAAUAUAAAAACAGAGAAUCAAGACCAGAAGACUUGCAGCUUAUCUCAGAACUGAAAGACCUAAUUGCAGAACGGGACCAGCUCAUAAAGAAAUUGAUUGAGGACAAAAAGUUCUAUCAGCUGGAGCUAGUUAACAGGGAGACUAACUACAACAAAGUGUUUAAUGCAAGCCCUAAUGUUGGUGUUAUAAAUCCAUUGGUGAAGCAAAAGAAGAAGAAUGAUAAAUCAACAAACAGGUUUGUGAGUGUCCCCAAUCUAAGUGCUCUGGAAUCUAGCGGAGUGGGCAAUGGACAUCCUAACCGCCUGGACCCCAUUCCUAACUCACCCAUCCACGAUAUUGAGUUCAACAGCAGCAAACCACUGCCACAGCCAAUGCCACCCAAAGAGCCCAAGACGUUUUUGAGCCCUCCUCAGACUGAUGCUUCACCAGUGGCUUCACCAGAUCCACAACGCCAGGAGUGGCUUGCCCGAUACUUCACAUUCUGAGAGACGAUUUGUUUUUGUGGCACAGCGUGAUGUGGACUGUUUAUAAGAGCAUGACCUUAAGUAAACCCUCAUGUGAACGAGCUUUCCUGUAAUUUGUCAAACACUGUGAAUGAGAAAAUAUUUGUCUUUCUGAUUUGAAAAUGCACUGUAUUUCAUGUGAUAUUUGUUGGAAUCACUUGACAUGGUAUUAUAUAAUGUGUGUAAUUAUUAUUUUUACUUAAGAUGGAAGGAUCUUUAAACUUUGUAAUUACUACAUAAUAAAUUUUGGUAGAACAAACAUAAUGCUUUCCCCCUUUGUCCUAUAAAUGUGUUUUCUUUUAUUUUAGGUAAGGCUUCCUCCCCCACCCCCCCAAAAAAAAUCGCAUGGUUGUUAUAAAUACAAUGUAAUUUGUGAAAGGAAAAAUUCUCUCCAAUUUGGGCAGGGUACGUCUAAUCCAUCCCAGUUCUGUUGCUUUGUAGCAUUUCAAAAACUGUCCCAUUCCUAACACUUAAAAGGAAGACUAAAUUCUGUGGAAAUCAGCGUAGAAGCUCAGAGUGGGAAGGCCAUAAAAAAGAAGCAAGAAUUGUUUCAUUGGGGCAGGGUUUUGACACUGUAACCGAUGCCCAUGAGACUUUACCUUCUAGUUAUUAUCUAACAAAUUGUGCGUUUAUGUUAAGAGUAUUAACAAAGACAUGCUUGAUUCCUGUAGAAUACCAUAUUACGUAUCUCUGCAUAAAUCAGGAGUCUACGUUUGGGGCAUAAAGUCUUGCUUUAAAUAAAAUUCAUGUCUGAAAUGUUAAACAAUCCAACUCAAAAAAACUGUUUGCCAUUUAUACAUACUAGAGAUACAGAUCUUUAAACAUUAAUUUCCUUCAGUUGUCUAUAUUAAGAGUUUUAUUGUCUGAUAUAUGAACAUGGUUUUCUUUCAGCUAGUGAGCAUGAUUCUCCAGUCUACACCUUUUAUGAUGCUGGUGUUGCUCCAGGAAUUUGCUGCGGCAUAUAGAAAAAGCCUGUUGUCUCUUUUGUAUUUUUUCAUUCAACGAUUACCACAAAGUAACUCACACUGGUAGUCUCAGGGAGAAAAUUGUCUCUUUGUUUUAUGAAUGUAUUUUUAAGCUAAAACUCUUUAUCUUUUAAAAGCAGGAACAAUUGUUUGAGUUGUUUAAAUAAGGUUUUAGUUAGCAUAUACUAAAGUCUCUACCUUUAAUAUUUCACCUGAAGCCCUAACUACAUACUUUUUUUUCCCCCUGUAUGCACAAAGGUAAAUACCCAGAUGGAUAUACUUGCUAAUUACAACGAGUUUUAUAUGUAGUAUAUGUAUAAAUGAAAAAUUUGUAUGUUUUCAUAUAAACAAUAUAAAAUAUUCUAAAUGAACAUUUUAAAACUUCUAUCUUAUAAUUCUGCUUGAAAAAUCCACUGAAAGCUGUACUCUGGUGAUGCUGCUGUGAACUGAAGAUGUAUACGGGAGAUUUUCUGUAGCUGGUGCACUCAAAUGGAGGUAAUAUGCAACUUUUUAAUUUUAGAAGAAAGCCAUAUUGAGCAAAAUGUCAGAUUUCUUGGCUGUUACCGAAAUAAAAUACACUAGCUCAUUUUGUUAUAACGUU
Messenger RNA from Coturnix japonica (Japanese quail), 5389 nucleotides. The record is from RefSeq and is a predicted model, not a curated record. Lineage: Eukaryota; Metazoa; Chordata; Aves; Galliformes; Phasianidae.